AAUAAUAUUAUAUAUCAAUAUCAGUUGACUCUCGACAGUCACUACACAGUACACGGUCAGUCGAUCGUCAACCCGCAAUUGUCUGGUGUCUUUUUUUUUUUUCUUUCAUGUCCGUUUUAUUCGUAUAUAUUAGAUAUUAAUAUUAUAAUAAUAAUAUAUUGUGUGUACAUACAACGGACGGACGUGUUCUGGAACCCAACGUUUUUACUACUGCAAUUUUUUCAUUUCGUCGAAAAAGUAACUCGACACAUAACGUUAGUUUUCGUCAAAUUCUACCCAAAUUUAUCUUCGACGAUUCACCGUUGCUCGUCCCAGUUCGGUCGAUCAAAUUAAGCUAGUGUAUCAGUUUAGGAAAUGGGAUGUAAUGUACAAAAAAUAGUCACGUGGUAUCAAAAAAAAAUUGGCACUUAUGAUAAACAACAGUGGGAAAAAACGAUUGAGCAACGUAUUCUGAGUGGAUUUACGCAUGUUCCAAAGAAAAAUGCUAAAUUGAAGACUGAUCUUAUUGAUGUAGACUUAGUGAGAGGAUCGGCAUUUACCAAAACGAAACCGAAACACGGAUUUUUCACUGUAGCCCGUCUGGCGAUCGUCCGGCUAUUAUUUUUACCAUGCUAUUACCGAUGGUACAUACACCAGACGUCAUGGCGAUUGUUUCUGUCGCUUUUAUGUCUUUACGUCUUGGAACUGGCAAACAUUUUGUUGUUCAGUUACGUCACGUUUAUUUCCUCCUCCGAAGAAGAAGACACAUCACCGACUGUAACACUUGGUGAAGUACUGAGUCCAUUUAUAAUGAUGCUUGUUUUGAGCAUUGUUCAUUCGCAAAUUGUGUCUACCACUACAAUUUCAAAAAAAAAUUUCCUGAAAACACCUAGAUCUCAUAGCUCAAGACAUGCUAAAAGGGGUCAUUCUACCUCAAAUAAAAUUAAAAAUUCAACUGAAAUGAAUGUAGAAAGUAUUCAAUCUUUAGUUGGUACUGAUACUAAAUAUGUGAAGCGGAGAAAUAGAAUUGGAGAUGCUUCUAAACCCCAAAAUGUUGUAUGGGAUACGUCACCUGUAAAAACACGUCAUUGGGUUCUAGAAUCGUUAUCUGAUGUUAAUGUUUCAAUAGUUCCCGAAGGUUUUGGUUCCGAUUUACGUUUAGUUAAUCUUGAUGAAAAAAAGCAGUUAGGAGGAGUGGAUCGUAUGGAUGUAAGACCUAAUACGUCUAGCUCAACACAUGAUGAUGAUGGUUUUGAAAGUUUAAACGGCAAUGGAUCCAGUGAUAAUCCCGAAGAAGAUAUUUUAACUGGUUCCACUAUUACAUCCCAAACGUCCGAGUCUACUAGUGCUGAACAAUCAAGUAGUACACCUAAACAUGAUCAAUUAGUUGAGAAAGUUGAAUGUGAUGUUACGUUAGUAGCAAAAAAGUCUAAUGAUCUAGUUAGUAAAAAUGUUUCCAGUCAGAAAAGAUGUUUAAGAUUUAAAAAAACUCCAUUAACUUCAAAAGCUUCCAUUGCUGAUUUGGAUCGUAGACUUUCUGCUUUCCAGACAUCUUCAUGUUUUAAAUAUGCAGUUAAUUCUGAAUCUGAAGAUAGUGAACAAGAAAUUAAAAAUGACGGUUCAAUGUGUCCAAAACGUUUACUCGUACGACGUAGCCAUCGUUUACAAGUCCUUAAAAAGACAAAUUCUGAUGAUGAUGAGGACGAUAAUGUAGAUAGUUCUUCUAGUCGACAAACAGAUGAAGAAGGGGAUGUAUUAUCAUCCAAUGGUGGAAGCGCUUGUCCACUAUCCAUGUUGACUGAAGGAACAACUAGUGCUGGUGAAUGGAUUGGUCUUACCACAAAUACUGAAGAAGGUUCUUCUACUUCGGAUAUGGAUGCUGAACAGACUAACUUAUUAAAUGAUAACCAAGAUCAUCCUUUUUUAUGGGAAUUUGAAACUACACCAACUGUGAUAUUAAGCCCAAGUUGUGCGGCAUCAGACAGAGUGAGUUGUACAAUGUGGGAAAAAAAAGAAGUAAAAAAAGCUGAUUUAUCUGUAUUAGAUAUAAGUUCUGCAAUAAUUGCUAGAGUAGAAGAGAUUCCUGAACAAAUGGAUUACUUCUACUUAGGUGUUUUCUUGUCUGUGAUAAUUGCCCUCAUGCCAUCAGCUUAUAGAUUACUUAAUAGCUUGACAGAGGAUAAACCUUUACCAACCUUAGCUAUUACUGUGAAUGAACCCCCAGAAUAUGUGUAUAAGCAAUAUUUAUCUGCAUUUUUUACCAUUGUUAAUGCUGCUUUCUCGCCCAUUGGCUGGGAACGAUAUAUCGUGAUUACAACCUUGAUAGAACGGUUUUGUUUAUCCUUAAUGUUCUUCUUCCUAUUAACUGUAGCAGAGCGCACGUACAAACAGAGAUUUUUGUAUGCAAAGUUCUUUUCGCACCUUACAUCUUUUAGAAGAGCUAGGAAAUCUAAAUUGCCUCAUUUUAGACUUAAUAAAGUACGGAAUAUCAAAACUUGGCUUUCCAUACGCUCUUAUUUAAAAAAACGUGGACCUCAAAGAUCAGUAGAUGUGAUUGUGUCAUCUUCAUUCUACAUAUCAUCAUUGUUUUUAGCAAUUUUAAGUGUAGAAUUACUUAAGGAUACAUUUUCUUUAAAUUCAGAAUUUCACCUCGAGUCUUCAGCUUGGUGUAUGGUGUUAGGAAUUUACCUUUUGCGAUUUUUGACUUUAGGAACAAAAAUUAAUAGGAAGUAUAGAAAUUUAUCGACACUUAUUACAGAACAGAUUAAUUUAUAUAUGCAGAUAGAACAAAAACCUAAUAAAAAAGAUGAUUUGAUGGUUGCCAACAGUGUUUUAAAAUUAGCUGCAGAUUUACUAAAGGAAUUGGAAAGUCCAUUUAAAAUUGCAGGUCUAUCUGACAACCCGUACCUGUUUACAUUGAUAAAAGUAGUGAUCCUGUCUGCUCUGUCUGGCGUGCUUUCUGAAUUACUAGGAUUUAAAUUGAAGUUGCACAAAAUCAAAAUAAAAUAGAUUAAUUGUUUAGGUUAGGUAAACAAAAUACCUGCUUAUGAAUGUGGUCACUUUUUGAAGUGGUGAUGAUCACAACUUAUAUUAUCAUAUAUAGUCAUCAGAAUUUUUAUAUGAAAUCAUGGCAUGUUUAGACAGUGGUUAUGAUGACACAAGAGCUCGUUUUUUCCAAUGCUAUUUGUUGUGUACUAUGUACAUCAAUAGACAUUAUUAUCCUUCACGUUCAUCUAGGAUUUGCCAUUUAUGAAGUCAUCAUUCUAUAGUUUGCCAUAAUACCUAUUAUGUAUAAUAAUGAUAUAUUUUCUGAGACUUCUAACUUUACAUAUAUAUAUAUAUAUAAUAUAUGAUAACAAUACCUACCUUACAAACUAAACAAUAAAUGUCGUGUUCAUAGAUGUAACUUUAGUUAUAACAGGCGUUUAGCUAUACUUUUAAUUAUAUUGUAAAACAUGAAUCCAAUUGUAAAUAGUGAUACCUAGUGUUUAUAUAAUAUACAAGUUUGGUACCAUUAUAAUAAUAAGUAAGCAUAAUUUAUUGUGUAACAUGAGGUAAACAGAUAUAGUAUCAAGUGUUAUUGUUGGUGACAAUUUUUAGUGAUUUUUAUAAAAUUGUUUUUAAAUUCGAGAUGAGGUUUAUUUAGCUAAUUAAUUUUUAUGGUGUAUAAAUGUAUCUACCAACCAAGCUGCAGUUCUUAAUAAAUAUUAUAUUAUUUAUAAAUGUUUUAACAGCAGUAGUUGUGAUGUACAAUGGUUGUACUAUAAUAAUUGUAGUUGGUCAGUUAACUGUCCUUUACUAGUAUCAAAAUCCUUAAUACAGUGACAUAUAAUUUAUUUAAUCAUCAGAAAAGGUCUGGAAGCAAUACUUUACACUGUAUAGUGAUGUAUCUCACUAUGGUUGGAGCGUUUAUAGUCCAAACACAUGAAAUGUUAUUUUAAUAUUUAUCUCCUCUUUUGAUAAUUGUUUAGAAGUGUACUUUAUUUUCUAUACAUUAUCAGUUAUCACUGUGAUCUUUUUGUUAUUAUUUAAUAAUUUAAUUCUAAUGUUGUUUAUAUAGUGAUAAAUGAACUGUCUACACAAUAUAAAUGUAUUUAAUAAACUUGUAUUAUGAAAUCAA
Melanaphis sacchari is the source of this 4099-nucleotide messenger RNA. It is a transcript of the gene phtf, whose product is annotated as putative homeodomain transcription factor. Gene Ontology annotation, cellular component: endoplasmic reticulum. NCBI's taxonomy places the organism in Eukaryota, Metazoa, Arthropoda, Insecta, Hemiptera, Aphididae. The coding region runs from base 355 to 2988 and encodes 877 amino acids. The record is from RefSeq and is a predicted model, not a curated record. The transcript is spliced from 18 exons.